Messenger RNA from Aspergillus nidulans FGSC A4, 3009 nucleotides. RefSeq names its product DNA-directed DNA polymerase phi. The record is from RefSeq and is a predicted model, not a curated record. The transcript has 5 exons. The coding region runs from base 43 to 3009 and encodes 988 amino acids. Gene Ontology annotation, cellular component: nucleolus; nucleus. Gene Ontology annotation, biological process: regulation of DNA-templated transcription. Gene Ontology annotation, molecular function: DNA binding. NCBI's taxonomy places the organism in Eukaryota, Fungi, Ascomycota, Eurotiomycetes, Eurotiales, Aspergillaceae.
AUUGCGCCAAAUACCAAAAUUCUUUUUGCGCAAUCUCCAGCAAUGGCGCCGCAUCUCGCCGGCUCCAAAAAGCGGCGCCGUGAGCCCGUCAAUGUAAACACCAAAUUAAUGGAGAUCUAUGAAGACCUCGCCAGUGAAAACGACGAGGUCAGACUAAAGGCAGCGCAAGAGCUUGUCUCUCAGUUCACACCGGACAAGAGUCCCGGUGAUGAGGAUAUCCAGAAGGCACUGCAGAGGUUGUUUCGCGGGCUCUGUAGCAGUCGCAAAGCGGCGCGCAUUGGGUUCUCUAUUGCCUUGACUGAGAUGCUCACUCAGGUCUUUGCUGUUGGUCGUUCGAGUUCGUUGGAUGUACAGGGAGUGCUAGGGGUCUGGAAAGGGGUUUCAGAUGCCUCAGGAGGCGAAUCGGGACAGGAAGCAAGAGAUCACCAUUUCGGUCGGCUUUUUGGUGCAGAGGCCAUCAUCAAGUCUGGUAUACUAUUUAACCCUAAGACUCUGCUGCGUGAGUGGACUAAGGUCCUAGACUUGGUUUUCGACCUGGCUAAAAAGAAACCUUGGAUUCGGGAAGAGUGCGGCUGGAUUGUAUAUCGCUGUAUCCACGAUCUCGCCUCUCAGAAGGCUGACGGCAAACUCGUGGAGGUCGCCAUUGAGAGACUGUGCUCCAAUGACCUGGCACGAACACCAGAGGGUGUUGCGAUCUGGCUUGCUGCUAAAGAUAUGUUUAGCGACAUUAGCUUCGUGAGCAAAAUGUGGAAACACGAUGACCCGCUAGACUCGAAGGAGAGGAACCAGCUAGCAAAAGUCAUGAAGGAAUCUUCUACUGAGACAGAUGGUGAAGGAGAUAAGGGCGCAAAAGCGUCUGGUUUCUGGAACUCGAAGCUUCACUUUGCUUGGGAUGCUGCCUUGGCGAGCCUGAAUGGCACGAAAAAUUCAAAGUCUCGUCUGAACUUUGUUGAUUUCUGGACAGAAAUUGUCGAUAAUGGGCUAUUUGCAGCCGCCUCAUCGGAAGAAAGGAAAUACUGGGGCUUCUCCCUUUUCAUCAAAGUGAUCAACGAGCAUAGUCUGCAACUGGCUUCUCUCGUGUUCACUAAAAAUCUGAUCCGGUGUCUUACAAACCAACUGGCUGUUGAGGACCGCUAUCUCCAUCGCAUGGCUGUAAAGGCUGCAAAGGCCAUCCAGGCCCGCGUAGCCAAGGAGCCAGCUUUUGCCGCGGCGUCGGUCAAAGGCCUCAUGGGUUCCGCCGGCGCAGUGAAUUUUGACCAAAUAACCAAGACGAAGACGGUAGAGAAAAUUGUGUCCGAAGCUAACUUGGAUGCCCUGAACACGAUUUUGCCUCUUUUCGAGCAACUGGUCGCCUCCCCUGGAACAACAGACAGCAAAGCCGCUGCGUCGAACCGCCAGGUCCUGGCGAGCUUGCUGUUAUCGAUGGUUCGGGCUCGUGUGUCUGCUAGCGAUGCAGCGGAUGAGGCCUCGGAAGCUGCGCUUGAGAGGAUCCUCUUCAUAUUUGCUCGCUUUGCAUACUUCACAAGCGAAGGUGGUAAAGGUAGUGCUCAGCCACUGUUCACGCAGCAAAGCCAGGAACUGUUCCGGAGCAGGAUUAAUUCCUCUCUGAACAGCAUUAUCGCGGCUCAGAAACAUGCGGCUACACUACCGUACGCGAUUGUGCGUAAGAUUCGCGACGCGGCAAAGUCGGAGGAGUUUGGCAAGUUCAUUAUUGGUAUGGACGGCGCCCUAAAAGAUUCAGUGAAGGGGGCUUUCAAAGCGCUGAAGAGGCUAUCAAGCAUGGAGAAGAAGGAAACCGCAGCUGGCGUGGAGGCAUUCAAGCUCCUUUACUCUAUGACAAUACUGCAGGUUUACAAUGGCGACGCAGAUGCUGCGUCAAUGCUGGAUGAACUAGACUUUUGCUAUAACAAAUUUUUCGCAGACAAGAAGUCCAAUAAGGAAGAAGAGACCUCUGAAGCCUCGGAUGCCCUCGUUGAAAUUCUUUUGAGUUUUGCCUCGAAGCAGUCUCAGCUUUUCCGUCGUAUGAGUGAGCAGGUCUUUACCGCGUUCGCUCCGAAUGUCACUGCAACUGGGCUGGAGUCUUUGACCUCGGUUCUGGAAGCCAAAGAAAGUCUGGCAGGCCAACAAGAGAUGUUCGACCAGCAAGACGACGAAGACGCUGAGGAAGACGAAGACGAAGACAUGAUGGACGUCGACGAAAUGGACAGCGACGUUGAAGUUGUAGAGCCUGAAGACAACGACAAGGACGACGACGCCUCCCUCCCUUCAGACCAAGAAGCCCAAGAAGACGACGACGACGACGGCGAAGACGCGGCCGAGAUUGCCGCCUUCGAGGCCAAACUCGCCUCAGCCCUCGGCACCCACCGCGCCGACCAAGACCUGAAUGAAGAAGAAUCAGAAUCCGACGCCGACAUGAACGAUGACGAAAUGGAAGAAAUCGACAACCAGCUGGUCAAAGUCUUCAGAGCCCGCCGCGACGCCCUGAGCAAAAAGAACGACAAGAAGGACGCCAAAGAGACAAUGGUCAACUUCAAGAACCGCGUUCUCGACCUCCUCGAAAUCUACGUCAAGAAUAAGACAUGCCAUUCGUCGCUCCUGGCACUUGAUCUCAUCCUGCCUCUGCUCCGGCUCACAAGACGUUCGUCAGUCAAGCAAAUCAGCAACAAGGCGAACUCAGUGCUGCGCGAAUAUACGAAACUCUGCAAAGGUGCUUCACUCCCGACUCUGCGAUCUGAAGAUGUUGAGGCUGUCUGGGAACUGUUGAGAGCUAUCCAUGCGGAGGCAAUGCAUAGUGGCCCACCGGCACAUGCUUCUGGUUGUAGCCAGGCAAGCUUGCUAGUUGUCAAGGUCUUGACAGCGCACGACAAAGAGGCUGUCAAGGGGGUAGUGGAUAUCUAUGGCGAUACGAGGAAGGCCCAGCUUCUGAGCUCAAAGUGCCAUGUGCAGCCGACAUUUUUCACUGAUUGGAAUAACUGGUGUGUGUCGGCAGGGAAAGCGAUGAAGAACUAG